This is a messenger RNA of Solenopsis invicta (red fire ant), 2600 nucleotides long. Its product is annotated as BTB/POZ domain-containing protein 10. Gene Ontology annotation, molecular function: protein binding. Gene Ontology annotation, cellular component: cytoplasm. The record is from RefSeq and is a predicted model, not a curated record. The coding region runs from base 218 to 1762 and encodes 514 amino acids. NCBI's taxonomy places the organism in Eukaryota, Metazoa, Arthropoda, Insecta, Hymenoptera, Formicidae. Gene Ontology annotation, biological process: positive regulation of phosphorylation. The transcript is spliced from 9 exons.
GCUCCCAUCAACAUUGGCCACAGUCACAGUAGUGGUAUGCGCAAAUAUUCGUGUAGUUAAAUUUGUUACACACAUUUGUCAAUUGAAGAUCCCGCGAGGACCGACACAACAUCUUUUGUGUUCCAAGAACAUUUUUGUAUUUCUCAUACCGAUUUCGUGUUCCCUAGUUUGAUUUGUGUUAUAUUCGACAAUCAUUCAUAUAAUCAUUGAUAAUCAUAUGGUCGAAACGUCCCAACACUGGGGAACAAAUACCAAUAAAUUUAUAUUGUAUUGUACCGUCAGUUGGAGAGCCGUUGUCAUCGGGUUAACCCGAAUUCGUGCUGAUUCAUACGCUCUGGAGAUCUGCGAGUCCACGAAAAGGUUUUUUAAACGGCUCGGUUGGUUUCUCUCGAUCUCAGGCUCAUUUGACAUGUCAAAUCCAUUAGAGCGCAUCAAUUAUGUGCAAGACAGCAGCAGUGACACAGAGACUGAUUACAAGGAGACUGAUGGAAGAGGGAGGCAUCGCUUGUACAAGAACAGACUGAGUUGUGGUGGCUCGUCGAAGCCGAAAUCUUGUCUGGUACAAAGGGACAGCAGCGGCGAUCGGCAUUGUCAUUUUUUCAAUUCCGGCAGAAAUUCGCAGAGCACGAGAUUCAUUAACAGCUACCGGGCUUCGCAAUUUAUAAGAAUUCGUGCGAACGUAAAUGUGGCCAAACAGAAUCAAAGUCAAAACCAAAACAGUAGCAGAGAUAACACAAUAUCAGGAGGAGCGGCGACAACAUCUACUACCGGGGUUAGCAAUCAACCAGCUAGCGAUGAAAGAAUCACUCUCAUCGUCGAUAAUACCAGAUUUAUUGUUGACCCGGCUUUAUUUACAGCACAUCCCAAUACAAUGUUGGGUCGUAUGUUCAGUUCGGGCGUAGAAUAUGCUCAACCUAAUGAACGUGGCGAGUACGAGGUCGCCGAAGGCAUUUCUGCCAUGGUUUUUCGCGCCAUCUUAGAGUAUUAUAAAGGCGGAGUAAUUCGAUGUCCCCCGACUGUAAGUGUUCAAGAAUUACGAGAAGCUUGCGACUACUUGUUGGUGCCUUUUGAUGCUAGUACAGUAAAAUGCCAAAAUCUUAGAGGAUUGCUACACGAAUUAUCGAAUGAAGGUGCACGUUGCCAAUUCGAGGUAUUCUUAGAGGAUUUAAUUUUGCCAUUAAUGGUGAAUAGUGCGCGACGUGGCGAUCGCGAGUGUCACAUUGUCGUCCUGCUCGAAGACGAUGUCGUCGACUGGGAUGAGGAGUAUCCACCCCAAAUGGGAGAAGAAUAUUCUCAAACUGUCAAUAGUACGGCAAUGUAUCGCUUUUUCAAGUAUAUCGAGAAUCGGGACGUUGCCAAGCAAGUAAUGAAGGAACGUGGUCUCAAAAAAAUUCGUCUAGGUAUCGAGGGCUACCCGACUUACAAAGAGAAAGUGAAGAAACGCGCCGGUGGCCGCGCUGAGGUCAUCUACAAUUAUGUUCAACGACCCUUCAUCCACAUGUCUUGGGAAAAGGAAGAGGCCAAGAGCCGUCACGUUGACUUUCAGUGCGUCAAGUCUAAGUCAGUGACAAAUCUCGCUGAAGCCACGGCCGAUCCCGUUCUGGAUGCUACUGGAAAUCCCAUGCUUCUUCAAGUCGCUGAAGGAGCAGUCGCCCAGCCAGAAGUGGUCGGGCUUCCUAUGGGUUCGGAUGCCGAUGUAGAUGGACCAAUGGGACCUGGCGAUCAAGACUUAGGACCGCUACCAUCUGACGAUUUACCAUAAAAGACGGAAAUAGACUAGAAUUUUUAGCAAUUCUGAAAAAGAUCUUGGAUACAAACUUUAAAAAAUAUUUACAAUAUUUAUAAAUUUCUUGAAGAAAAUCUUGUAGUUUCGUCUUGACGAAUCAGAAUCAAAUUCUGAAAACCGGAGUGUAAUGGAUUUUUAAAAGACUGAGAUGCAUUUGACUUGAAUCAUUACAAAUUGAAUCCCGAAGACUUUGGAAAUACGUUGGAUAUAAAGAAUGUUGUAUGCUGGAAAUUUUUUGAGAUGUACAUCUUGAAAAUUCUAAAGCUUAGAAAAACGGAGCAAAUUGUUUAUUUAUAAGGCUUUUGUUAUCACGUGAUUUGUACGACCGUGUGACUAAAACCAGGAUUUAUUGAAAGAUAUAUCAAGGCGCUAUGCACUCCAGUCUUCACGAUUCAACGUUUCACUUUUUUCCCGGUGUCUUUUUGUAUUCUGAAUGCAAUGCUAUCUAGAUAUAACUUAUUAAAGACGAAAGACGUACGAAGAAACAUUUUUAACAUUAAUUAACCAAUAUCGUUCAGUUAUCCUUCGAGGUAUGUAUGACUCUGUUUAAGAAAAAGGCUUGUAUUAAGACUAAAUGUGAAUUUCUUCAUCUAGCAUCUCUUGUCAUAGAGUUUCAUGAUCUUUUUGCAAUUUUGUGUAUAUAAACGUUUAUAAUAUACUUAUACGUAGAUUUACUUGUAUAUUAUAUAUAUAUAUAAACUGCGAAAACGAUCGAUGUAUUAUUAUCGCAUCUUCUACUACCAUCGGUCUUUCCCAUUUUAUACUAUUAUAAUAAAUAAAGUUAAAUACGUGAUUUCUUUUCUCAAUAAAUAAA